AUGUCCGAUCCAAAUAGCUCAUCUGGAUCUCCAUAUAGCCUGGUUACGUCCCCAUGUAUUCAGCGCGCGACUUCAUCUAGCCAGUCUGAUAGUCAGCUCAGUGAAUUCAUUGCCAGAAAAAGAAGAAAGGCACUAUCCAAGAUGGAGCAUAUAUGUAGAAGGAUGAGAUCUUUGGCUAACUUUUUAGAAGGGAUCGAUUUCGAAGCAUAUGACAAGCAGCAAGAACUAAGGAAGCGUACAGGGUGUAGGCAACCAAGAGGCGAAUAUGCUGAAUCGAAUCUACGCAGCUUCAUUAUGACGGUUGCUGAGAGAUGGAGAGCCUUAAGCGCAGAGGAGAAACAGUGCCGUGUAACAGCGGUAGAGGCGGAAAGAGCUAGAUAUAUUUGA
Phycomyces blakesleeanus NRRL 1555(-) is the source of this 387-nucleotide messenger RNA. RefSeq lists its product as hypothetical. The transcript has 4 exons. The coding region runs from base 1 to 387 and encodes 128 amino acids. The record is from RefSeq and is a predicted model, not a curated record. Lineage: Eukaryota; Fungi; Mucoromycota; Mucoromycetes; Mucorales; Phycomycetaceae.